Thamnophis sirtalis is the source of this 1198-nucleotide messenger RNA. Lineage: Eukaryota; Metazoa; Chordata; Lepidosauria; Squamata; Natricidae. The record is from RefSeq and is a predicted model, not a curated record.
AGACAUAGAUGCAAUGUUGCCCUAUUCUGCAGCAGGAUACCAAAUCUAUGUGCAUUAUUUCUUAUUUCCUUUAAGAGCUGACAUCUGGAAUGUGAUUGAUUCCAUAUUCAUUAUGCUUUCUGUUUUAGCCAUUGGAUUCCACAUUUUUCGUACCAUUGAAGUCAACAGGUUAAUGGGACAGCUGCUAAGAAAUCCCAACAUCUACGCAGACUUUGAAUUUCUGGCUUUUUGGCAAACCCAGUACAACAACAUGAAUGCUGUGAACUUGUUCUUUGCCUGGAUCAAGAUAUUCAAAUAUAUUAGCUUUAACAAAACAAUGACCCAGCUGUCUUCCACUCUUGCCCGAUGUGCCAAGGACAUUCUGGGUUUUGCCAUCAUGUUCUUCAUUGUCUUUUUUGCCUAUGCGCAACUGGGCUAUCUCCUUUUUGGAACCCAAGUGGAAAACUUCAGCACCUUUGUUAAAUGCAUCUUCACACAAUUUCGCAUCAUUCUUGGUGAUUUUGACUAUAAUGCUAUUGACAAUGCCAACAGAAUCUUGGGGCCCAUAUAUUUUGUCACUUACGUCUUCUUCGUCUUCUUUGUGCUAUUGAACAUGUUUCUGGCUAUUAUAAAUGACACCUACUCUGAAGUAAAAGAGGAACUUUCAAACCAGAAGAAUGAACUGCAGCUAUCGGACAUCCUGAAGCAGGGCUAUAACCGGACACUGAUGAAGCUGAAGCUGAAAAAAGACCGAAUCUCUGAUGUACAGAAAGCUUUGCAGAAAGGAACCAAAGAGCUGGAAUAUGAAGACUUUAAGAACAGUUUGAGAGAGCUGGGUCAUGCGGAACAUGAAAUCACAGCAGCCUUUGCAAAAUUUGAUAAAGAUGGUAACCAGAUCCUUGACGAGGAAGAGCAGAAGAGAAUGCGGAAUGAUCUAGAGGAGAACAAAGUUGCUCUGAAUGAAGAAAUUGAAAAUUUGGGGAAAUCCUUCAGGGACAACACUUUAGACAAUACUCUUGGUUUUGCAGAGGCAAAGAAUAAUCAAGCAAACAAAACCAGCCGAAUUUCUGAGGAAGAAUUCCAAAUCCCUGCUCACCCGCCGCCCAACACCCUUCAGCCUCCACGCAUCCUCUUCCUGGCUGCAGAGAUUGCCACAGACAAUGGCUUGCGUUUUUGGGCUCUGCACCUCGCGUUUUCAGCCUCCAAAUAUUCCAUUUGA